UUAAACUCAAACUAGUUCCACAUAAUAAUUCUUCACUAAAAUUUACCUAUUUCCAUGGCGAGCGGCUCCGUGAAGCUUAGUUUGGCAGCAGCGCUUCUUUGCAUUGUGAUCGGUGCAAAGGUGGCUGAAGCGGCUAUGUCGUGCAACCAAGUGGUCAGCGACUUGGCUCCAUGUGUGUCGUUUGUGACCAGCGGCGGAACUCCGUCGAUGAUUUGCUGCAAUGGCGUGAGGACCCUAAACAGUCAGGCUCAGACGACAGCCGACCGACAGGGGGCGUGUCAAUGCUUGAAAUCGGUCAUCGUUCGAGUCUCGUAUAAUCCCAGCAAUGUUGCUAAUGCUGCAGCUCUUCCGGCACGCUGUGGCGUUAAUUUUCCAUACAAGAUUAGCCCUAGUAUUGAUUGCAAGAG
Momordica charantia (bitter melon) is the source of this 407-nucleotide messenger RNA. Its product is annotated as Bifunctional inhibitor/lipid-transfer protein/seed storage 2S albumin superfamily protein. NCBI's taxonomy places the organism in Eukaryota, Viridiplantae, Streptophyta, Magnoliopsida, Cucurbitales, Cucurbitaceae. The record is from RefSeq and is a predicted model, not a curated record. Gene Ontology annotation, molecular function: lipid binding. Gene Ontology annotation, biological process: lipid transport.